Messenger RNA from Ictalurus furcatus (blue catfish), 2774 nucleotides. RefSeq names its product adrenoceptor beta 1 (gene adrb1). Lineage: Eukaryota; Metazoa; Chordata; Actinopteri; Siluriformes; Ictaluridae. Gene Ontology annotation, biological process: adenylate cyclase-activating adrenergic receptor signaling pathway; positive regulation of heart rate by epinephrine-norepinephrine; norepinephrine-epinephrine-mediated vasodilation involved in regulation of systemic arterial blood pressure. Gene Ontology annotation, cellular component: membrane. The record is from RefSeq and is a predicted model, not a curated record. The transcript has a single exon. Gene Ontology annotation, molecular function: beta1-adrenergic receptor activity. Bases 221 to 1396 code for a protein of 391 amino acids.
CGCAAUUUGGGCAGCAAGUGCGAUUGGUUGAUAACCGCAGUGACGUCACUGCGCUGUUCGUCUUAGCGAGCGCUCCAGUUGCUCUGACUGGGACUGGAAGUAGGAGCGAGAUGGAGCGCGGCGCGUUUGGAGCCGUGGCGUGGCGGCGCGCCACCGAGGAGCCGAAGUUUGGAUAACUUACAUUUGGAAAUCAAGUUUCCUCACAGAGCCCAGACACACCAUGGGGGAUGGGUUACCGUCCACGAACUAUACCAACGACACCAAACGGGGGCAAGUGGAUCUUAACGGUCCGGACAGCGGUUUCUCGGAGCAGUGGGUCAUAGCUAUGGGGAUAGUCAUGUCUCUGAUUGUGAUCAUCACUGUAGUGGGGAAUAUACUGGUCAUUGUGGCUAUAGCGCGGAAUCAGAGGUUGCAGACGCUGACCAAUGUGUUUAUUGUGUCUCUAGCGUGCGCGGAUCUGAUCAUGGGCUUGUUGGUGGUGCCGUUUGGCGCAACUCUGGAGCUCCGGGGCGCGUGGCUUUACGGCUCGUACUUCUGCGAGAUAUGGAUCUCGGUGGACGUCCUCUGCGUCACGGCCAGCAUCGAGACCCUCUGCGUGAUCGCCAUAGACAGGUACAUUGCCAUCACGUGGCCAUUUCGUUACCAAAGCCUUUUGACCAAGUCGAGAGCCAAAGGGGUGGUGUGCGCCGUGUGGGCCGUGUCGGCUCUCGUCUCGUUUCCGCCGAUCCUGCUACACUGGUCGCGCGACAAGGACGAGACGGAGUGCUAUGACGACCCGGAGUGCUGCGACUUCAUCACUAACCGGGCUUACGCUGUCGCCUCUUCAGUUAUAUCCUUCUACAUUCCUCUGGUGGUUAUGGUGUUCGUUUACGCCCGCGUGUACCGGGAAGCCAAGAAGCAGCUCCAGAAAAUAGACAAGUGCGAAGGGAGAUUUUAUAACAACCACGGCGUCUCGGCGUGCAAGCUGAACCGAAAGCGACCGUCCGGGAUUGUGGCCAUGAAGGAGCAGAAAGCGCUUAAGACGCUCGGCAUCAUCAUGGGAACUUUCACUCUGUGCUGGUUGCCCUUCUUCCUGGUCAACGUUGUGCGCGGGUUCUGCGCCGAGGCUGUGGACAAGGAGCUCUUCGUCUUUUUCAACUGGCUCGGUUACGCCAACUCGGCGUUCAACCCACUCAUCUACUGCCGCAGCCCGGACUUCAGGAAGGCUUUCCGCAGGCUGCUCAUGCCGUGCUGGCCGAGGCGCGCUGAUCUCGGACUGACCGCGAGCUCGUGCGAGCUGUCGCGCUGCGCAGUGGAGAGUCGCGCGCUCGCACCAUGGACCGACUGCAACGGCACGCGGGACAGCAACUGCAGCCUGGACCGCAGCAGCAGAGACCACACCGAGUCUCAGCUCUGACCUUGUAAUCCGGAUUUAUUUCCCGUACAGUUUCAAUUCUGAAUGUAAAAAAGGGAACAAAAAGUUAUUUGCGGUCAUUAUUAGCCUAUAAAUGAAAUCAAGAAACACACACACACACACCCACACCAAAAUUAAUAGGUCUCUUAGAACGACCAUACUUACAGUGAGGAGAAUCUAAAGAAUACAAAAACACUCAUUGUGUUUUCUACACAGUAUGAACACUUCUAUAAUGCUAAAAUGUUAUUAGGUAUUUACACAUGUCCAUAACCUAUAAUGCAGUUCUGUAACCUAUAAUGAAAUUCCCAAACGCACACAGCGAUUAACAACUUUAGUCUGUAUUUAAGUGCAACUGGGCACCAAUAAACACCAUAAGAGUUCGUUCCUAAUUUAUGGGUCAUUAUUAGACAAUAAACAGAAACAUACCAAGUGUGCUAUACAGUUUGGCUACUUACAACAACCAUACUUAAAAUGCUAUAAAUAAACCAAAAUAAAAUGCUAUAAAUUCCCCAAAUCCUCACAUCUAUAGUACAUAUACGAGUCUGACUGCGCACAAACAAACACCACCAGUUCAUCCACUGGUAUGUGCCAUUAUUAGACUAUAAACAGGAAAUGAAGAGCCAAUAGAUGUUUUUUAACGUUUACCCUACAUACAUGACUGUGAGAAGAGAAAUUUGGAUUUGUUGUGAACACUGACACUGCAUGAACUUUUUUUGGUUUGUAUUUUUAGAGCCACUUUUCACCAGUCCAUCAUUUGUCAUAUUGUACAUAGGAAUGUGCAACAAUUGACUUUACAGCAUAAUACAGGAACGUGCAAAUUGUACGAAAUGAAAUUGUUUAUAUUAAACAGCCAUAUCAAACUGUACAGUAUUUAUUCAGUACCAUGUACAGCUGAUGGAGAGUUUUCAGCACGUGAGCAUAUGAAAGGAGCUGUGAUUCAGUGCUUCGUGUUUGCACCUUAUAUACCAUCUAACGUGAGCUGCUUCUUUUCUCAUUGAAUAUAAUAAUGUAAUAUUUCAAUAUGCCGGUCUGCCUAAUACUGAAAUGGAGGCUCAGUGAUUUAUUUAUUGAGUCACUAAUAGGUCUGGUCCUGUUUUAUUCAGUAGAUUUUCCUGCCUAGGUCCAUAUAUCUAGAUUUGUCAUUAAUGUACAAGCGCCUCAUUUAAUGUAUAAGGUGGUCACAUUUAUGAGUGUGCAAUAAAUUGUCCAGAUGUAAAUGAAUACUCUAUCAUUAUUUGUUGUUGCUAAAUACAGGCAGUCUCACCAAAUCAUUUGCAUUACCUUUGUGGAUUUUUUUAUUACUGACUUCUCUGACUGAAAAUCAAGUCAGAUAAUAUUUAAUCAUCUACAUUUGAUUAAAAAUUAAUGUAGACUUCCAAUA